Molecule: messenger RNA, 216 nt
Organism: Rangifer tarandus platyrhynchus (Svalbard reindeer)
Lineage: Eukaryota; Metazoa; Chordata; Mammalia; Artiodactyla; Cervidae
Source: the annotation of a GenBank genome assembly
AUGGCCAGCAACAACACCGCCAGCAUAGCACAAGCCAGGAAACUGGUAGAACAACUGAAGAUGGAAGCCAACAUCGAUAGGAUAAAGGUGUCCAAGGCAGCUGCAGACUUGAUGGCCUACUGUGAAGCGCAUGCCAAGGAAGAUCCCCUCCUGACACCUGUUCCGGCUUCAGAAAACCCAUUUAGGGAGAAGAAGUUUUUCUGUGCUAUCCUUUAA